Molecule: messenger RNA, 2100 nt
Organism: Ricinus communis (castor bean)
Lineage: Eukaryota; Viridiplantae; Streptophyta; Magnoliopsida; Malpighiales; Euphorbiaceae
Product: transcription factor bHLH90
Exons: 9
Coding region: 272-1738 (488 amino acids)
Biological process (GO): regulation of DNA-templated transcription
Cellular component (GO): nucleus
Molecular function (GO): protein dimerization activity; sequence-specific DNA binding; DNA-binding transcription factor activity
Source: RefSeq, a predicted model, not a curated record
AUGAUUAGUGAUUAAAAAGGUGAAGGUGCAGUUAUGGGCUGCUUUCAUUAAUAAAGGAAUAUAAUAACAGCUUUUAAACCAUUAGAUGGAAGUUCUGUUAACAACAACAAUAAUGAUGAUUUUCUUUGUCAGUCAAAUAAAAAACAAAAACUGACUCUGCGCUUCCCUGCCCUCUCUGUCUAUUUUGCAGAAAAAGCAUACAGUUUUUAUAUGUAAAAGAAGACGAGAAAGUUUGUUUGCAUCUGAUUUUACAACGUGGGGUGGCUUUGUUAUGAAAGGAGGGAACAUGAAAGGAUUAGAGAGAGCACUGGAAUUGCUUAGACCCUUUGUUGACUCUAAAGCUUGGGACUACUCUGUUGUUUGGAAACUGGGUGAUGAUCCUUCAAGGUAUAUUGAGUGGAUGGGUUGCUGUUGUAGUGGUGGUGGUGGUAAAGUAAAGAUGGAAAGAGGAGAAGACAAAUAUUCUGUUUCUCUUUGUAGAGAUGUGUAUUUUAAGCAUCCAAUUAGCACCAAGGCUUGUGAGGCUCUUGCUGGUUACCCUUCUUCUAUGCCUUUAUAUUCUGGCAGGAUUCAUGGAGAGAUGGUAACUUCAACUCAAUCAAAAUGGAUUACCCAUGCCAAUGCCUCCUCGGAUUCUAAUUCCUAUCCUGUGCCGAUUGGAACUAGAGUUUUGAUCCCAGUAUUUGGGGGACUUAUUGAACUCUUUGCAGCCAGACAUAUUGCAAAGGAUCAGAAGAUUAUAGACUAUGUUACAGCCCAUUUUAAUGUUCUAAAACAAGAGGCUAUGAUUUCACAUGGCUACCCCAGCUUCAGUGAGUGCUGUAUUGAUACAUUUCGUGAGCAGAACUUCCAAAACUUGACUUCUCCAAGCCAUUUGCUAGGUUUAAUUCCUCGAACACAUGUUAUUUACCCAUUAUACCAACCCAAUACCCAUUCCAGCCUUGAAGGAUCUUCCAGUGGUUCCAAUCCUUCAAAUGAGCAUCCACCGUUUGAUUCGCAUUCUGGUUACUUAUUAGAGAAUGGACUUCUGAAGCAGACAAUUGAAAAGUCCUCUGGGCCUAGAAAGUCAAAGAAUGAUGAGAACUUAAUGAAGCAAAAAGCAGGACUGUUUCUGGACCGUAACAAGAAGAAAAUUUCCAAAGCUAUCCAGAAGUCUGAAAGAGAUAAUUUCCCAUCGAAGAAUCUUGUAACAGAGAGGAAUAGAAGAAACAGGAUCAAAGAUGGGCUUUACACUCUACGUGCUCUAGUCCCCAAGAUAACUAAGAUGGAUAUAGCGUCUAUUCUUGGAGAUGCAAUCGAGUACAUUGGUGAGUUGCAGAAGGAAAAGAAGAAACUUGAGGAUGAGCUCGAGGGCAUUGAGGAGGAAGAAUGCGAAAAGAGCAAUGCACAAUUACCUUUGAAGUUGGAGCAAUUACAUGAAGGCAGAAAACCUCUGCCUCCUGUUGAGAUUGACAACAAUGAAGAUUCCUCUGGUUUUGGCGAAAAAGAAAAGAUUGAGGUACAGAUAGAAGUAAACCAGAUUGGCAAAAGAGAAUUCUUGAUUAAGCUCUUUUGUGAGAAGAAGCGAGGAGGGUUUGGAAGGUUGAUGGACGCUAUAUAUUCAUUGGGGCUUCAAGUUGUUGAUGCUAAUAUGACAACAUUUAAUGGAAAGGUUCUGAACAUUCUCAAGGUUGAGACAAAUAUGAAGGACAUUCAACCAAAGAAACUAAAGGAAUCAUUGCUCAAGCUGAGAGGGUAGGCAAUUCAGACAGCGGACAGUCCAAACAGCAAUGUAGGAGGAGCAGAGAGUACUUCUCUUCCAGAAAAUGAAGAGUAAAACUAGGAAAGAUGUCGGCUCCUCCAUUCAUCUAAUACAAUGGACUUGUAGCAAUCUACUCCUACAGUUCUAGAUCCAUAUAUAAUGUCUAGUUGUAAAUGUUAGACAAAAAAUCUUGGAGUAGCUGAAACAGAAAUUUGUUUCCUCUUCAUCUUUGCGUUUCUGAGGGCAGAUUUUCCUCAAGAGGGAUCUUUGUAAAUGACCUUUCUUACUUGACUUUCAUUCAAGAAAAAGAAAAAAAGAAGAUUACAAAAGACUCAUUGCAGAGAUACUUUGGAAGUUUA